Messenger RNA from Leptonychotes weddellii (Weddell seal), 3722 nucleotides. NCBI's taxonomy places the organism in Eukaryota, Metazoa, Chordata, Mammalia, Carnivora, Phocidae. The record is from RefSeq and is a predicted model, not a curated record.
AUGGCAUCUGUGACCCCCAUGUCCGGCUUCUUCACCCAGCAUGAGAGAUCUCCUUUCCCUACAGUCCUCCAGGCCUCACAUGAGCAAGAGAAGGAAGCCCUUACCCACUCCUUCCAGGAGGCCAAGGUGACCCUGCAGGAGACCAUAGAUGGACUGUCCUCGCAGCUGGAGGUCUUCCAGGCCAAGAUGAAGAGGGUAGAAGAGUCCAUUCUGAGCCAAGACUAUAAGAAGCACAUCCAGGAUUACGGGAGCCCCAGCCUGUUCUGGGAGCAGGAACUGGAGAGCCUACACUUUGUCAUCGAGAUGAAGAACGAGCGCAUUCACGAGCUGGACAAGCGGCUGAUCCUCAUGGAAACAGUGAAAGAAAAAAAUCUGAUGUUGGAGGAAAAAAUCAGCACCCUGCAGCAGGAGAACGAGGACCUCCAUGUCCGGGCCCGCAACCAGAUGGUUAUGUCAAGGCAGCUCUCGGACGACCUCCUUCUCGCCCGCGAGGCCCUGGAGAAGGAGUCCCAGUUGCGGCGACAGCUCCAGCAGGAGAAGGAGGAGCUGCUGUACCGGGUCCUGGGGACUGACGCCUCCCCUGCCUUCCCCCUGGCCUCUGUCACCCCCACUGAGGUCUCCUUCCUCGCCAGCUAGGGCCCAGGGCCUGGGCCCGCCAUGACGCCUGUGGUCACAGCUCCCUCUUGAGGACUUACCAGAGAAGACAGCAGGAGCCUCUCGUUCUUUUCCCAGGAAGGGCGGAGGGCAGGGGUGAGGUGGGAGCCAGGGUGUGUGCCCAGGGAGCCCUGGGGGCUUGGGCUGUGCAGGAUCACCCAUGGGGCUUCGAGGCCCCAGAUGCGCCUUCCCUUGAGUUGGCCCAGGGAACAAGCAAGAGGAGUCCGUCCAUCCCUCCCUGUUCCCUCUGUUCAAAUCAGGGAAGUCCUGAGCUUUUUCCAGGGGCAGCCAGCGCCGCGGAGGCCACCUGACAAAGAGACAACCCCCUGCUCCUGACUCGUUAGCUUCCCCCAGAUGUUCUCGCCUCUGCUCAGACCCUCCCUUAGUCUCAGUUUACCACUCCUCUAAAACAGCCAGGGGAACUGAACGAAUGAUCCUUGAGUCACUACAGUGUCCCAUUCUAGGAUUGUUUAAAGGUCAGACGAGGGGCUGGGGGACAGGAGAGGAAGUGGGCCAAACCCUGAGAACCAACAGGGAAAGGUGGGCAGCUGGAAAGGGGGUCACUGGAGGCCCUUGGGGCUGACGGUGCCAGGGCCCAACUCAGCCAAGGCAAGGGCUGGGCAUGACCCAGGGCAUGCCACUGCUCCUGGUCCCAGAGUCUGGUCAGCCCAGGGGUUAAGCCAGAGCUCCUCCUCCCUGACCAGGCAAGGCUCACUCCUCAGCCCUCUGGGUCUCUCAGUCUCAGGGCCACCUGGGCACGGGGCCACCUCGUGGGUCUGGGUACACCUAACUGCCAGAGUGGGGAACCUCGUCCCUGUACAGAUGAGGAAACCAAGGUGGGGAGUGGGACCCACAAAGCCAGGACUAGGACCUCAUCUGUCAUCCAGCUCAUAGCUUGCUGUGCUUGUUUUUCUCCGCAGGCUCUGGAAAGAUCAGAUGUGUGACUUAGUCUUUCUCUUCCUUCCUCUACCUGCCCCCACCCACUUCCAGGCUCUCUCUUCCUCCUGCUUCCUACCUUUACUCCUUCUACCACCACUGAUGCCAGGCGCCAGGACCCCAGAGCCUGGCCCUCAGCUUCCCCAUCCAUGCAGAGGGGUGGCCAGAGUGAGCAACCUCAGCAGGCCUGUCCAGCCCUGGCCGUCUGUGGACUUAUUCUUCUCAGGAAGCUUCGGGUCAGCUGGACACUAUAAUGAGAACCCCUCCCCUGCCCAGAGCAUUUUAAUUCAAUGCUCUCAGAGACACCUCCCUCCCGUCAGCUACCUAAGAUUCUUGAAACCAGUUCUUACCCCUCUUCAGCAGCAGAGCAAACUGAGAUCACAGGAGUCGAAGGGCCUUGCCUGAGACUCCCCAGCUUCAGCUCCAGGUCCCAGACUAGCAAGUAAGAAAGGUCAGUCCAGUAGAACUAAGGUUGCUCCAUCAUCCCAGACUGCCUUCUUCAUUCCCUGGAUCUGGUCUUCAGCCAUUCCUUGUUCGAGGAGUUCAGAUGUGACUCUGUUUCUCCAUUUCUCCCCUAGGAGGGCUAGGGGAGUGCUGAGCUGCUUCUCUGGCCGUGGGCAAACAGAUUAUCUAUCUGGGAGCCUUGGGGACAGCUCUGGAGUGAAGUACACAUGUACUUCUUCAUGUAACUUUUCCCAAAGGUUGUCUGGGAUACACUAGUUCAUUGCACAUUAAUAGGCAUGACCAAGAAAAAAAUUGAUAGCCAAGUAAUUUGAGAAACUCUAGAUUCAGUCAAGUUAAACAGAUCUGCAAAGUGCAGGACUUCUCAGAACCUUUAAUAUGCUAAUGUGAACUGCAAAUUUCCAAGAAGGAAGCAGAGUAUCCAGCAUUUUCUAUACUCCCUUGACCAACUUCCUACUCCAACCUAAGUACUUCAGGCUGCAGAAUACACUUUAGAAAGAUGAGAAGGGCUAGGCUGCAGAACGGGCAAGUUGUGGGGAGCAGGGUUUCCCUCAUGUAGCCUAUGGCGGAGGCAGGGAGAUAAAUUGUGGUCACUCCCUCACCCUGCGGCACACAAGCCAUGGAAAUUAUGUUAUUUUAUUUAUUUGGCCCCUGUGUUUUCCUGGGAGAGGGAGGAGGAGGCUCCUCGCUGAGGACCCCUGCUAGUGGCAGGGACCAUUGAGGAGUAUGUCCUGGGCCUGAGUGACUUGCCACUGGCUCUGUGCUCCCUCCUGGGGUACUGGUGCCCCACUGGCCCAGCUUUGCCCAGCCCUGGAGUGGGGUCUGAUGUUGGAGUGAAGGCUGGCCAUCAGAACAGGUCAGGGCUUGGAGGGAGGCUGUGAGGUUGAUGCAAGGCAUAGAAGCCGUGAUGGGCGGGCAGAGUAUAAGGGGUGAGCGCAAAGGUUCUUUUUGCACUCUUUUGGGAGUGACAACUCCUUGGCAUCAAAAACACCAAGGUUCACACUGUUACCUACCCCUGUUCCUGCCCACUGCUCCACACCAGCAUGCCUGCAGCUAGCAAGGGAGCUAGGAAGGGGCAGGGGGAACAUGAGGGCUUCUGGUCACAUGGACACGGGUGGUGGCAAUCCCCGUGCCCUGCAAGUUGGUGGCCUGGCAGGUGUAGAUGCCAGAGGCCCCAGCCCGGGCCUCUUCCACAUACCGGGUGCUCCGUGCCUCCUGCAGCACCUGGCCCCCUCGGCGAACGACGCUGGCCCACUCGCUGACAUAGGGGGGUCGGCCCAACUGCAGGGACAAAAAAAUAACUGUCCAUCAGCCAGCCCAGGUGUCCUCUCUGACUCAGGCAAAUGAGAGGCACUGUGUAUUCCGUCAGGGAUGGGGACUCGUCCAAGGUCAUACAUGCAGAUCAGAGCACCUGAAAGGCCAGGUUCUUUGUGGCAAAUGUGAGCUUCUCAAGUCCCUGAGGAGAAGCUGGGGUCUCCUCCCUGACUCAAGGAAAUGCAGGAAGUAACUUGACUGGGAGCAGUACCCCCCCAGUAUGGCCCUCUGGUUUUGUGUGGUUGUUAAUGGGUGCUACCUCCCCAAGGCGGGGCGGGAGGUGGGGUUCUAUUAUGAAAAUUGUUUGGAAAACACUGAGUCAAGCAAAAUUAAAUUGGAGAGACUCAGAGCACCGA